Molecule: messenger RNA, 1365 nt
Organism: Penicillium verhagenii
Lineage: Eukaryota; Fungi; Ascomycota; Eurotiomycetes; Eurotiales; Aspergillaceae
Product: acyl-CoA dehydrogenase family protein
Exons: 2
Coding region: 1-1365 (454 amino acids)
Biological process (GO): butyrate catabolic process; fatty acid beta-oxidation using acyl-CoA dehydrogenase
Molecular function (GO): flavin adenine dinucleotide binding
Source: RefSeq, a predicted model, not a curated record
AUGAAUUUUGACUUGCCAGAAGAAUUAAAGUCCCAUAUCCAAUCUCUGGAUUCUUUUAUCAACUCCACCAUCCUUCCCCUCCAGCACUCUGACGAUAAUAAUCGGUUCUUUGACUAUAGACGGGAACAUUCACGAACAGACUGGGAUAACAAUGGCAACCCACGACCAGAGUGGGAGGCGUUGUUGAGUCAAGCUCGCCAACUGGGCGAUGAGGCAGGCUUCUAUCGAUUCGCGCUCCCAAAGCAAUAUGGAGGCCAAGAGCACCCCAACACGAAUCUUUGGAUGGCCGCCAUCCGGUAUCACCUAGCCUCACAUCCUACCUACGGUGGAGGCCUGGGACUGGCAAAUGAUUUACAAAAUGAGCAUAGCGUCGUGGGGAAUUUCCCCGAUAUCUACAUGAUCCAUCACUUCGGGAGCGAAGAGCAACGCCACACCUUGAUUCCCGCUCGCCUGCGCGGUGAAUUCCGUUCAACCUUCGGGCUGACAGAGCCAGACCACGGGAGCGACGCAACAUUCAUGUCCACCGUGGCUCGUCGCGCACGUAGUGGAUUCGAAAUUACCGGGGUGAAGAAGUGGCAAACUGGUGCACACCACUGUACUCAUCUUAUUGUUUUUGCACGGACUUCUGGUUCGUCUGGGUCUGCGAAAGGCAUUACUGCCUUCCUUGUCCCACGGGAAACACCUGGUGUUAAGAUUCUCAGCUAUGAGUGGACAAUGAAUAUGCCGACGGAUCAUGCGACUAUCGAACUGGACCAUGUGUGGGUGCCAGAGUCUGCUAUUAUAGGAUCUGUGGAUAAUGGUUUGGCCAUUGCGCAGACGUUUGUACAUGAGAAUCGCGUCCGACAGGCGGCAAGUGCCUGUGGUGCCGCGAAAUUCUGUCUUGAAAAAAGCAUUUUACGUGCUCGUGGGCGCAAGAUUUGGGGAGAAGGCAAAAUACUGGCUGAAAAUCAGGCAAUACAAUUCCCAGUCGUGGAGCUUAUGACACAGGUGGAAAUGCUGCGAUUGUUUAUACUGAAAACGAGUUGGCAAAUGGAUCGCAUCGUUGCUGAGGGUCAUUUAUCAGGAAGCAAACGGCCACCGUGGGUUGAGAUUGAGCGAACACUUAGUGACCAGGUGUCGAUGUGUAACUUCUGGGCCAACAGAUUAUGCUGCCAGGCUGCCGAUCGAGCGAUUCAGAUCCAUGGUGGAGAUGGGUAUUCACGUCAUUAUCCAUUUGAGCAUAUCUAUCGGCAUUUCCGACGGUACCGAAUCACUGAAGGAGCAGAAGAGAUCCAGAUGCGAAAGAUCGCUGCGUACAUCUUUGGGUUUGCGGGUCCAAAGAAAAAGCAACUAGAGGCCGAGGAUAAGAUGAAGGCUAAAAUGUGA